Molecule: messenger RNA, 7977 nt
Organism: Oikopleura dioica
Lineage: Eukaryota; Metazoa; Chordata; Appendicularia; Copelata; Oikopleuridae
Source: the annotation of a GenBank genome assembly
AUGCGUCUUUUUCCAUCCUUGCUGGCGACGGUGCUGGCUCAUCAUGACCAUAAGAAACCGAACCCUUUCUCCGAUGAGGACUUGGACAAGUACGGAGAUCUUUCGAGAAAGCAAUGGAAACAAAUCUACUCUGACCUCGAUCCGAGUUUUUCCAAAAACCCGGAUGAGUUCUUCAGAAAAUUCAAGCGGCAACGUUUUAACACUGGACGAUCUGACAAACGAAGACGACCAAAGUGGAACAACAAUAACGGAGCUACAGCGAGAAAUUACAAAUAUCCAUCAAAUGCAUGGGAUCUAUCAGGAGUAUGCCCUGAUGAAGCAGCGGUUACUGAAGGUGGCGAAACUUGGGAUUACCCGUUCGGAGAUGUUACGAUCGCCAACAGAACGGUUAUUGUAGAUGCCGAUGUCAAUACUGGAGUCGUAAAGGUCGAUGAAGGAGGAAAGUUGAUUUUCAAAGAUCUUGGCGACGGUGCUGAUCCAAUCACCUUCCGUGCGCUUGCUUUGAAAUCUGAAAACGGUGGCGAAAUUUGGGCUGGCUCAAGAAGCUGUCGAUAUCAAGGACGGCUUGAUAUCACUCUCUACGGGGAUGAGGACGCAAUGGACUCUGAUAUGGGUGUAAAAUAUUUACACGCAGAUGAAGGUGGCGUCAUUGAACUUCACGGAAAAGAGAAACAUCACUGGACUCACCUCGAAGAACAUCUUUUCAAAGAUUCUGUGGCUGCUGAACAGCUUCAGUGGCUCCAAGACAGGACGAAUGACGACGCCUUUCCUGACAUCGACAAUCGCGCUGGAUUUAGAAUGGUUUUCCAUGUUUUGUCAAAAGAGGGAGACUUGAAGGACACUUUUUCUGUUUCCGAUGGUCAAACAGAUGGGCUUUUUGAUUUUCUAGCGCAAUUCAAUGAUGAGGAAAUCAUUCUCUUCUUCACUGAUUUCAAAUAUGAGCUGACAGACACCUUCGUCAAUAUACUUGCAGCACGAGGAUUUCCGGCGAGUCAUUUCGAUACGAUCUUUGCAUCUGACCACUCAAAAGUCUACAGUCAAGUUGCUGGUGUGCUUAGCUUGGUAGAUAUGAGUUCUGACAUGAAAUUUCUCAGUCCACCGGAUGGGAAGAUGGUGCAUCCCAUGGUUGACACAGUCGGCCCGGUCGCUUUAGGUGGCGAGAAGAGUGGUUUCGAUUUUCAAUUCGACUACUCUGCUACUUGGAGCUUAAAAAAUGGAAACGAUCCACUUUCAGUCAAUGCUGAUACAUUCGAAAGCUGGCUCCUUGAUCUUGAAGCGUUUGCCUGGGCAAAACAGCUGUUCAAUAGCAUGGAGACAACAGUGAAAUAUUCAGAAUCUUCACAGGGAGAAGCUCAAAAGAUUGUCCUUACUGAUGAUGUUAGUAGCUGGGAAGUUGGCGAUGUGAUUGUUGUAGCUGCCACUGGAAAAGAUCCACAUCACUCGGAGCGAUUCACGAUUCAGGAUUGCCCCGAUUGUCUACCAAAUGAAGUCCUCCUCGACAGACCAGCAAAUUACACUCACUGGGGUAGGAUAGACAGUGAAACUGGCGUAGAUCAACGAGCAGAGGUCGGUCUUCUUUCGAGAAACAUUCGGUUCUUUGGAGAACUUGAAGAUACUGGCUGUGUCUAUGCUCGAACGAGAGAGCAGUUGGAUAGCGAUUCUCCUAAUCGGCAGAAUAACUGGUGCGAUUAUUUGAACGAAAUGAGCGGCGAAGACACUGAUCGACAUGGAGCUCAUAUGGUUGGAACGAAGCGAUUCAAAAACUUCCACGUUUCACACAUUGAAAUUUUCAAUGCUGGUCAACCUCGAUUAGCGCGAUAUCCGAUGCACUGGCAUCAUGCUGGCUAUGUUGGUGAAAUGGGAGGUUAUCAAGAUCCUUCUUCUGCCAUUUCUCUUUCGAUUCACGAUUGUUUCUCUCGAUUCGUUACCGUGCACGGUACACACGAAGCCAUCGUUCAGAACAAUGUUGGACAUUUGACUCACGGUCAUGGCUAUUUCCUCGAAGAUGGGUUUGAAACUUACAAUCAUGUUAUAGGUAAUCUCGGAAUCGGUGUCAAGCCUGGCAUCAUUUUGCCAAGUGAUCGCCAUUUCUCGAUCUGUGCGGAUACAAACGAUCAGCUCGAAGGAUACAUCCCAGAUGCGACUAUUGCUUGUGAGGGCUUAUCUGUUUUCUGGAUUGCUCAUCCACACAACUACAUCCAUGAUAAUGCGGCUGUAGGAGGAAAUGCUGGAUUCUGGGUAUUUACACAUACUGCAAGCGACAAGUACGGAUACGAAGCAAUUCCAGUUGAUCCGGAUACUGGCCGACGGGAGUGGCGCAAUAACAAGGCUUCUGGUGCUUACUGGGGUUUCGUAUUCGACUGGCACGUUCAGGACGAAGGAGUUAGCGAGGAGUUUCCCCAGGCGCAGUUCUCGAUGCUCCGAGACGGACCAACAUAUGCAGCUAUGAACGAAGAAUGGGACAAUGAGAACUUUGACCCAACUUCUGAUGACCGAGCUAUUGCGGAUAUGCGACCAAACAUUUGGACCUCGCCAAAUGGAAAUUGGGCCGAUCAAUACUUUGUUGGGUUUAAAAUGCAUCACAUCAACAAUAAAAACACUAUUGCUGGAUCUUCGAAUCACCUUGAAGGAUGGCAAGUGUCUGACUGCCGAAAAGGCUAUGAAUUCAAACAGACCGCUAACUCGAUUGGAGCAACUCGAAGCAUCAAAGAUUCGAUUUUCGUCGGCCACUCUAAAAACACCGGGCAUCAACGAUGUGAGCGUCUCAGAGACGACGCUUCUAACCAGAGAGUUUCUAUUGAUCUUACCACUCCUAUUACUUGUCCGUCGGGGCAACAAGACUCAGGCCCCUUCUAUCCGAAGCCGAACUCUUUCGACAAUUGGUCUUAUCAUUGGUACAAGCCGGAGGGUGGUGUUUAUCGACAAGGUAUCACUCGUCAAGACGAGCCAAAUCCUGCCAUCACAUUUGAAGAUUCUCUCAACCCUUCAUUUAUCGAAAAUAACCGUUUCUACAACUUCAAUUCGAAACAAUCUGGAGACACCGAAGCUGUAAGAUCAAUCUUUGCUCCUAGAGAAAGCGACGGAGAAAACUUUUUCCAACUGAUGGAAAAUUACAUUAUCAAGAACAAUACCUACGUCAAUGUCGAUCGUGUUUUCCCGUUGACCGUUGAGGAUAGUGAGAAUGCCUAUGGUGUGGCUGAUCUCGAUGGAGAGAUAACAGGAGCACCCGGUUACGUUUUUAAUACACGAGUCUCGACAGUUUCUACCGACUGCGAUGUCGUGGACAUCAAUGAUGAGUUAGAGCAAACGAAUGUCAAGUGGUGUCCGUUUUCCACGAAAACAGGAAAGUUAUUGCUCGAGCCUCGAAAUGACGAUGAUGUUAUUGCAAAUACUGGCCAACGAGGAUACAACGUGCAGAACUAUAAAAACGGGGAAGUAUUUUCUCUUAAUUCAGAUCAGAUUAACCGAGGAGACGCGGAAGUUGUUAUUGAGCCCUUCCAAACGUAUUCAAUUCAAACAUUGAACGCCGCGCCCGCAACGCGAGUUGUGAUCAGAAUGACAAAUGCUGGAAAGGAUGAUUGGUAUAGAAUUUCCUGGUGCGCGGGAACGAAUGCGACUACUGAAAUUCAAACCGGAAGGAAGUUCAUCAGAGAUGACAUGGAGACUUACGAUGUCCGACGAAAUAAUAACGAGGUCCCAAUUGCAACAGUCGCAAGUUUUGAUGAGCUGAACUCAGAAGCUGCAACAGAUGGGGAGAUCAUUAUUUUUGAUGACCAUGCAUCAAGCGGCUGGAUUCAUGCAAGAAUCAAUGUGGUUUCAGAUCGAACAGCUGGUGGAACCCUUGUCGAUGAUCUUGGCGAAUCGUAUUCAAUUGCAGCGAGCGCGUUCUCUUAUGAUAACGGACUUAGAGCGUCUCAGUGGCAUUUUAACCCGGCAGAUGGAUCAACUUUCGUGGAAAUUAGAGAUAAUAGUGGCAUUGAUCAUGGUGUUGUCAGCUGCCCUGCAUUUGAUGACGGGUCAUCCCUCGAAACAAACGAGCUCACUCUCAGAAUGGAGUAUUUGCUCGAACAUCCCGAGAAAGUUACUCCUCGGUUUUUGUUCGAGCUUUAUACGUAUAACUACCAGAGAACAUUGUUCGAAAAGGUAUUGAAUGACAAAACUGACGAUGCAAUCAGGAAAGUUAAAGCUGGAUUAUGUGGAGCUGUAAAAUAUGACGAGGAGAGACCAAAUCUUGGGAUCUUCAUCGAGCUUCUGAACAUCUUUGACGAUGACUUCUUGUCCGAUAAAUCUUUUGUUGAAACAAGAAGAGAAGAAUGGUUCCUGAAUCCAGACAAACCAAUUAUGAAUAUGCCAUGGAUCCUCCCAGAGACUUGGAAGGCAGAGGAAGAAGCAUUUAGAGAAGGUGAUAGAGAUCGCGAUAGAAAUCACAUCCCAGAACCAAAUGAGGAGAGAGUUGAACUUUGCGGAACAGGACUUGUUCUUCGUGAACUAGCUAUGUGGAGCGUCUUGUUCAAUAAUUGGGAAUGUCUUGAGAUGAUUCGUGAUCACGUUAAAGAUGGCUUGGAAAUUGACGAUAAAUACUCUGGUCCAGCGGUCGCCAGCGUUCUCGGCUUUGACUUGGGUAUCGCUCUGAUUUUAGAAAACUGCUUGAUUCAAGGAGAAAUUUACAUGACUAACUCAAUGUCGGUUUUGAAGGGAUCGUUUCGGGAACUUCAGGAAGAAAUCGAAGAGUACACUGUCAAACUUGUUGAUGCUUGCUACUCAGUGGAUAGCGAACUUUGCUCCUACUUGAUUCGUGUUGAGAACCGCCACUGGGGAAAACGAACUGCUUUAGCGCUUGCAGAAAAGGCCAGGUUGAAAAAGUUCAUGUCCACACAUGCAGUGCAAGACUUGUUAGAUCAAAUCUGGACAGGUGCGAUGGAACCGGCAUCAAAUUUCACUCUCUUCGUUUGUACGAUCUGCCCACUUCUUGUUCCAUUCUUCAUGAAGUCGUCGAAAAAUCCAUUUAUCGACAGAAUCCCAUGGCUCAAAUCAGGCUUUUGUUGGUCUGGACAACAGUAUCCGAAUCCAGUCAGCUCAAGGCAAAACGUUGGAACAAAUAAGGGCUACGAUCCAGGCUUUCUGAUGAUGAUAGCAAACUACUGCACCUCGCCGCUAUUCACUAUGAUAGUUGAAGCCGUUUUCUACCUAGGUUUUCUAGCACUCUUCGCAUUCGUCAUUCUACAGGAAUUUUGUAUCAGAGUUGGUUUCUACGAGUACAUUCUCAUUGCCUGGAUGAUCAGCAUUCAAGCAGAACGAAUCAGCAAGUUUAUAGCGAUUCCACAUAUGUCCAAGAGGUCGAAGAUUCGGCUUAUUCUACGAGAUCCUUGGAAUAUUCUCUACUCGUUCUCUUUCGUCUGUUUUGUCGUGGGACUUAUAUUUAGAACUGUCGGCGUUAUAUCAUACGAAACUAUUUAUGAAAACAACGUCCAAGCUUUCAAGGACUUGGAGAUAUACGAUGAAGAAGGUAAAAAAAUCGGAAUUGAUCUUUUUGACGAGGGCGAUGGCAACUGGACUAAAUUCAAAGAAGACUAUAAAUUUUCCUCAAUUUCUGCGUUCCUUUCUAACGAUGCAAAUCCGUUGUACAAUGAAACUACAAUUUCAAGAGCAGCUAGAGACUUUGUAGACAACAAUUACGGCAUGUAUCCCCUUAAAUAUAUCAGCGCGAAGAAGGAUCAUCCCGGAAUCAUAAAUUAUUGUCCUCUUGGAAUUCUCACAAAUGAUAUUUUCGUGGACGCCUCUUUUAUGAAAUGGGCGCAGAUCUUCUAUGCGAUGACAUUCGUUGCGAUGUCGAUGGCAUUUCUUCAGUUCUACAACAUUCAUCGCCGACUUGGGCCACUUGUUAUUUCUAUCAUGGGGAUGAUGGUUGAUUUAAUUAUGUUUAUCUUCAUUCUUGCUAUGUUUCUGGUUCCCUAUGGUGUUGUGACAACCGGUUUAAUGCAUCCAAACGAACAUAGGCUCGCAGCUACUAUGGAAGGUGUUUUCUUCAAGCCUAUUCUAAACCUGUACGGUGAUUUAAUCAUGAGCGAAUACACAGAGUACGAGCACAACGAUGACCUCCAAGGCUGUGUCAGUGCAGAAGAUAUUCGCGCGAUAACGACCACUAAUGACAUAUACGGAGGCUUUGGAUACGUUCAAAUGACUGAACUGAUGAAAAACUUUACACACGAGUGGGAAAGGGAGCUAAAACUCUGGAAUGAAUGCACGCCAUCGCACAUGUCGCAGCUUACCGCUUUUUAUUUGAUGAAUUAUGAUUGCGAUUUUGGCGAAGAAUCGGGUAUUGACGAGAUCACCUGUGAAUUUCAUAAGGGAAAGAAUACUGAAGACGAAGAUGGAGUGAUCAAGAAAGCCGGAAUCAAAGAAACAGUCACAUUGAUAGAUAUUUUUGGCGAGUGCUUCGAUCGAGUUCGCGUUUUGAAAGUUGAUAACGAUUUGAUAAAUAAAACCGAAAAAUAUGAAACUACUUACGCAUAUUUGUUCGACGAUCCUGGUGGCCCAUUCGAUGACUUUAUCCAGAAAAUCGACGGAGCAAAUAGCUCUCAUUACGACUACUAUGUCUUCAGUCCUUGGGAGCAAAUUUUACCUGAGGAUAAGGAUGAUCAAAAUAAUGCAACAACUGCAGCCCCGGAAAUCACUCUAGAUCCGUCAACUGAAAAUGUGACAACUGCGGAGGCAACAACUGAUGAAACUGAAUCUGCUCAAAAUGGAACAGAUUCUGCAGUUUUAGAACUAGAAACCGAGUUGGACAAGGCAAAGAAUGAUGCUGUUAAAAUAAUUACCGAUAAGCUGCGAAGAAAUGCGUUAAAAGACAUCAUAGAAAUAUUUCCAGUCCCAAGCAUUUAUACGUUCAACAAUUCAUAUAUUGACGAUGGAGUUAAGAAAGAAGAAAUUAUUCCAACGAAUGUAGGCAUCGUUUCAGAGAGACUAAAGCUGAACAUCUUUGAGAGAAGAAUCACGAAGGAAUUGGACAUUCAAUUUAAUGAUGUUCUCCCUGACUGCAAUGCUGGCUCGUGCUUUGGGAGCGAAGCUAUUGUUUUAGGAGCUUUGAUGACUUACUCGUUUGAGAACGACUACAAAAGCAAACUUGGAAAUAAUUACAACUUCAAGAAGAAAAAUUUUCCUACUCUUGCUGGAAUGAAAGACAGAUACAUUCAGCACAAAGAUCUGACAGUUGACAUGUUGCUGCUUGAGUUUUUUCACGACGAUGAUAAAGAUUAUGUCGCGGUCGAGAGUGGAGACGAAGAAGAAGAAGUAGAUGAGUUAGAUCAAAUUGAGGAGCUAGAUCAAGGAAUGAUUUCCAGCAACGGCCUUUUGCUUUUCUAUGAAAAGAAAUUCAGCAGAUGUCCAGAGCGAUAUUGGAUCAAUACACUUUUCCUCGGACUCUACAUGCUCGUGGCGAAUGUUAUGCUCGUCAAUCUUCUUGUUGCUCUGUUCGCAACAACUUAUGAAAAUGUCCAAGAAGAUGCCGAUCAAAUUUGGAAGCUCAAAAGAUUCGAUGUCGUCAUGGAAUACCUUCACAAGGAUCCUAUUCCAACGCCAAUUGCGUCAAUUUACCAUAUCUUGAAGAUCUGCAAAUAUUUCCUCUACUCUCUGAUGGCAAGCAAGAAACACAGAACAAUUGAGAUCGUUUGUUGGCCGAGAGUUCCUGGAGAUCAUGCCGUCAGUUUGAACAAAUUCCCGCUCGAAUGUUACCCAAGAGCCGACGAAAGGCAAGGAGACAACACCCUCGAUGGAUUGAUUAAACAAUGUAUCGCAUCUCAAAACACACAGGUCGAAAUUUCCAGACAAGAGGAUGAAGUUGAGGAAGAACCCGAAAUAGUCAUUGCAGAAGUCCAAAGCAAGAUCGAACGUCUGCGAAACAGCGUUAUCGAGCUUGCAAACAUGACCAGGUUGAAAAACAAGGUUUACCCGAGCGUCGUUUACGAGGCGGAAAACUGA